UUAAAUAGUUUUGGGGACGUAAGUAAUCAGUUCAAAUAACAAUACAGUUUAUAAUCAAUUUGAUGACUUUAUACCUAAACAAAGAAUGUUUCAAGCACCAGAUUAUAUACAAACUGUGUCAGUGAAACUGUCAGAGGUUCUUGCUGAUAUAGGAGUAGAUGAGAGAAUAGUAGAGAAAAGAAGAAGAGCAUUGCUGCUGGAAGAAUCUGUAAAUACAAUAUCUUGCCAACUACUGGAUUCGAAUGGUUCAGUAUACAUUUUAGGCAGCCAGUCUGAAGGCUCAACUACACUCGGACUAGAAUCAGACACUGACCAACUUACGUGUAUUAAUGACCGUAACGUGAUACAAGACUGGAGUGAAUGGCAACCUGGUGUUACAAAUUUUUUGAUGAUCCAGGACGAGACUACAUCACCUGGUUACUGUUACUGUUUGAGAAAUGAUGCUCCUCUUCCAGACAAUGAUACACCUAAUGAACACCAUUUCAGAGACAGGACAGGGAGAAUACUAUUGAGGAAUACAAUUAUGUCUAAACCUUUUGUAGCAACAGCAGUAGCAGUAGCAGUAGCAGUAGUAACAGCAGCAGAAGCAGCACCAGCAGCAGCUUAUCUUUGUGAGGGAUUAGUGAGACAUGGCCCAGCACAAACACUGACUGGUCGACCUGGUCUUCUGGACACUGACCAUGUAGUUGCUUAUCGAUGUAAAUCAUGGCCUCUACAAGCAAGUCAAUGGUUAGAUUGGCAAGGUGUAGGUCAGUGGCCUUCAGAUGAUAUGAAAAGAUAUUGCCUCAAUACUGGGUGUUUUGUUGUUGGAGUAGGAAGCAAGGGCAGUGAAAAUGAUGAGCUUGAAUGGAGAAUAUCAACAUCUCUAGCAGAAAGGUGUUUAAUGUUUAAUCUCAAUAUCACACAGAUGCGAUGUUACGUUUUGAUGACGAUGAUAUUAAAGACUUAUAUCAAGCCAUGUUAUGAAGGCACCAUUUCAAGUUUUAUGUGUAAAACAGUUCUAUUUCACCUUAUUGCAAAUACACAUUCUGAUUUCUGGAAAGUAACAAACUUACUUGUAUGUCUGUCGUCUUGCUUAUUUGUACUGUACAACAGUGUGUUGAAUGAAAACUGUCCACAUUUCAUCAUACCAGGAAAUAAUUUAAUGGUGGGACAUGUUCCAUAUGAAUCUAAACCUCAAAUUCUUGAAAUACUGUGGUAUAUCAUAUACAGCGAAGGAACAUCAUUACUGAGUAUAAAUUGUGAUGAACUUGGUCCAAGGCUUCAGCUGAAAUUGAAUAAUAUAUGUCUGUUCAAAACGAGUGAUAUUGUUCCAGCAAAUUUAUUAAGAGAUAUUGCAAGGAAGACGGAUACCAGCAUAAGUAUUUGUCUAUUUUUUUAUCAGCAACAGCACCAACGAAGUGGCUUUACAAACAUUGCUGAAAUAUAUUUUCUAUCUAGUCAUUUUUUAUAAUCAAUGCCAAGCAUUGAACAAAACAGCAUGCAGUCUUCUUGCACCACAACUCUGUACAACACUGGGAUCUGUCAUGGCAUCCCUCAACAUUCAACAGUACAAUGGUAUAUCAGCUGCAGCUCCCACAUGGAUCUCAUUAGGUUUGAACACAGAUGUUGCAUCUAGUAAACUAAAGCUAGCAUCAAUGUUUUACUGUAUAGGGGAACGUAACAGAACAGAAAUAGUGCUCAGAGAUAUUGAAGGAAGCUAUGACAAAAACGUUGUUGAGCCUAUCUGUGGUUGUUAUGAUUACAUCCUUCAAGCUCCGAAAGAGGAUUUUAUGAAAUAUCUGAAGAUGCUAUACAAUAUGCUACAGCAUUCUGUGUAAAAUUUCUGCCAUGUGAAGUAAACUGUAUUCCAUCUGAGCUACAGUAUGAGGUGUUCUGCUCUGCAGAUAGGGACAUUGCUAUUGUAGGUAUUUUUGGCGGUUUGAUAUAUUGUGCAACUGUCGAUUCUCUCCCUUACAUGUACUUUCUACAAUACAAGACCUACAGCUUCCUUGGGAGGCAAGAUGACAAGCAAAUAGCACUUUCAAACCUUAUUAGGACAAUUGACAGGGAACCAAACCUGGGACACAGGGAAAUAGCUCUGAAUCUUCUUGGACAAUGUUUGGAGCAAGAGAACCGAGCAGUAGAUGCUUUACGUUGUUAUUUAUUAUCCCUAAACCUGAAGGGAAGAAGCAGUGCUGCAAAUAUCCAUAUAUGUAGGCUUCUGUCUACUAUGCUAAAUAACCAGAGUAGGAAUUAAUCACUCUUGUAAAUCCUCACCAAUAAGUAAAUUUGGAGAGGAGGUCCAGAAAAAACUAAAGAACCAUUAGUAAAUAAAAAUGAAAAACAACAAUAAAAAAACAUCACUGAACCGGAAUGAGAUAACAAUACAGUAUCAUAAAGCAUCCAUUCACACAUUUGAAGCAAAAUUUCCUUCUCUCUAUAAUCCAUAAAAUUCGAGUACUUUGAAAAUAACAAGUGAUACAUACUUGUUGACAUAUUUUUGCAUGGUAACUGCAAACUAUAUCUGUUUUCAAUAUUUUAUUUAUAGUUUUCGUUUAUUAAAAUCAAGUUCCGCCAUGGGAAAAUUAAAGGGGAAAGUUAUAUCAGAAGCACUUCGAUGUACAAGAAUGGUUUUGUAUCGUAAAAACAAUAUCUGCAUGUAAAAAAAGAAUUGGUUUUUAAUUCAAUAACUGAAAUUUACGCCUUUUUAAUUUUGAGAAAUCAUGAAACUAUAAUGAGGGGUUUCGUAAAACCUCAACAACAUCAUGCAAACAGAUAAAUUUUAAACACGGGAAAAGAAGAAAACAACAUGAAAAAUCGGUCAAAAAUGUUUAUAAAGUAUGUUUAUUUGAUAAGAGAUAUGUUUUAUGACUUGUACGUACACAUCGAUUAUUGUUUACAGUAUUCAAUUUAAAAUAAUUUUACAUGAAACCCAUUUUAGACUGUAAGCUAAGUAAAUUAAAGUUGAUUGAAACAUUUGUUAUUUUGCCAACAGUUUGACCGACAAGUUUAUAAAGAUCUAUAAUAUGUAAUGAUAUUGUCAUGCUAAACUCAAUAUUCUUCAAUAUUGAUAAGUUUAAUAAGUGAAUAUUGUUAUUUUAUUAAACAUAAUUUUUAUACACAAUGUAAAUAUGUUAGGAAUAUGGAAUAUGAAAAGUUGUAGUAAAUUUUAAAAAUAAGUAUACAACUAUAUAUGUAAAAAUGAGCUAUAUAUAUAGCGAAACCUUAUGAUAUUUCAAAGUUCCUGCAAUCAUUUUGUAAAAUAGUAUAUUCUUAAAUAAGAAAUACGUAGAGAUCUUGUUACACAGUUGUGAUUAUAAAUAUAUAUAUAUUUAUUAAAUGGUAGUAUGUUCAUAAUACUAUGAUUCAAGUAAUUACAAAUUAAAAGAAAGUUGGUUUGGUAAAAACAUUUUGUUUUAUUUCUCAUGAAAAGUCCCGUCUUUUACAUAGCAUAAACAUACAGGCCGUAACAACACUGAAGUGACAUGCCAGUCAAUUAAGCUUUUUUAAUUCGUUAUGAAAACCUACUCUAUCAUUAUGUUUGAAAUGUAAAUAACACACCCAAUCAUUCAGAUGACAAUAUCCGAAGGCGAUCGAUUUUGGCAUGAUCACAAUAUUAUCAAAAACGAUCAAUCAUUUUUCCAAUACCAUAAAGCUGUUGUCUCCCUUGAUAUUGAUUUUCUGCAGGUCAAUUCUUCCUCAAGAUAAAUAACCAACACUUAUGUGCAAA
Mercenaria mercenaria is the source of this 3712-nucleotide messenger RNA. RefSeq lists its product as uncharacterized. The coding region runs from base 86 to 1453 and encodes 455 amino acids. NCBI's taxonomy places the organism in Eukaryota, Metazoa, Mollusca, Bivalvia, Venerida, Veneridae. The transcript is spliced from 2 exons. The record is from RefSeq and is a predicted model, not a curated record.